AUGUUAUUUCUUUUUUCUACCAUUUGUAAAUACCUUUCUACUAUUCUUUCUUUCCUUUUUUCAUUUAUUCAUUCAUUCUUUCUUUCUUUCUUUCUUUUAUACUCUCAGUCAUGUUCUUUCUUUUCUACCCUAUCUUUCCUUCUUUUUUCUAUCUACUAUAUGUACUAUGCAAUGUUAUUUCUUUUCUUUACCUUUUCAUUUCUUUCUUUCGUUUUUCUAACAACCCUCUUCAAUAUUAUUUAUUUUCUCUGCCUUUUCAAAUUUUCUUGCUUUAUUUUCUUCAUCCUCUUUUCUUUGAAAUACGGAAUUUCACUUCAAUUUCUCAUCUUUUUCCCGCUUUCUUUUCUACUUGAUAUCUUUUUCUUUUUUCUUCGACUUUUUCUUGUAAUUAUUGUUGUUCUGUUUUUUUUUUUUAAUUUAUCUUCUAUCACUUUCUCUCUUUUAAUUUUUAUUAUUUUCUUUGUUCUUUUCUCCUUCUUUGUAUUUUCCCCUUUCUCUAUCUUCUAUUCUUCCAUUACACUAUUCUUUUUUUCUUUUCGCUUGUUAUCCUUUUCCAUGUUUUCUCUUCUUCUUUCUUUCUUUCACUUCUUAAUUAUCGUCGUCUUCUUUGUAAACACCCACGCCGUAACUUAA
Molecule: messenger RNA, 633 nt
Organism: Acanthosepion pharaonis
Lineage: Eukaryota; Metazoa; Mollusca; Cephalopoda; Sepiida; Sepiidae
Source: the annotation of a GenBank genome assembly